Molecule: messenger RNA, 1248 nt
Organism: Alternaria atra
Lineage: Eukaryota; Fungi; Ascomycota; Dothideomycetes; Pleosporales; Pleosporaceae
Exons: 1
Coding region: 1-1248 (415 amino acids)
Source: RefSeq, a predicted model, not a curated record
AUGUCAUCGACCUGGAAAGCUAUCGGCCUUUACGAACUUGGACUAGAAAAGGACCGCGGGAUCACUGGAAACGGUCUAUACGGAUUCGACAAUGUUGGACUGGACGAUCUCACAAUGGAAAACCUGGCGCUCACCGCAUAUGCCUCACCUGGCUUUUGGGUCGGUCAGAUGGGACUAUUACCGUUGCCACUAAACUUUUCAGAAACAAUCAGUUCUCCAUCGUUGCUCUCUGCUCUUAAAGAUGAGGGCCACAUACCAAGUCUAGCGUAUGGGUAUCAGGCUGGUGCUCCGUACCGUGGAACAAAGAUACCUGCGAGCCUAAUACUUGGAGGGUAUGACCUUUCACGCUCUUCAAAGCCCCUCGAAGUUGACAUCAAUACCUCCGACAUGACCAGAGCUCUCAUGGUCGGGCUCCAGGACAUUGUCGUGACCAACACGCUGAACGGAACGCUUUCGUUAGUCGAAAAUGAGCGAAUACUAGCCCCAAUUGACUCAUCGGUCCCAGAGAUCUGGCUUCCCAAGUCGGUGUGUGAUCGCUUCGAGUCUGCUUUCGGCUUACAGUACCACGAUGGAACUGGGAGGUAUGUCCUCACGGAUUUGGCUAGGAAUCAGCUUCGUGAACUUGAUCCCACACUGACGUUCACCAUCGGUACCAAUGCUGUGACAGGAGGUAACACCACCGUCAUCCAAAUACCGUAUGAAGCUUUCGAUCUGCAGGCAGGAUAUCCAAUUUUCGCGAAUGCGACAAACUAUUUUCCGAUCCGAAGGGCUGAUAAUGAGAGCCAGUACGCGAUUGGCAGGGUAUUCUUACAAGAAGCCUACAUCGGCGUUGAUUACGAGUCUGGUAUCUUCAACGUCAGUGCGGCGAGAUGGGAUGAACUGGAGCCUGAGAUUGUGACGAUCUCAGGUAGAGAUCGUGAUGUGGACCCGGUCCGAAGAGACGGCUUAUCAGGUGGUGUGAUCGCUGGAAUCGUCGUCGGCUGCAUAGCAGCGAUGGUGUUGUUCAUCUUAGGCACGUGGUUUCUAGUGUUAAAACCUAGGCGAAGACGGAGGCAGAAUACAUCGCUGGAUGAGGUAGAUGAGAAGGUAGCCCACGACGCGCCGCAUUCACAUCCGGAGCUGACUGGUACCGCAUUCCAUGAGUUGCCGGCAAGGCAUGGCCAUAGUGAGCUCAGGGAGGCGAAGAUGGUACCCGAGCUGGGAAGCCAAGACCAUGUCCACGAAUUGCCUUCAGAGUCCGUUCGUUGA